Penicillium subrubescens is the source of this 1247-nucleotide messenger RNA. RefSeq lists its product as uncharacterized. Lineage: Eukaryota; Fungi; Ascomycota; Eurotiomycetes; Eurotiales; Aspergillaceae. The record is from RefSeq and is a predicted model, not a curated record. The coding region runs from base 291 to 1247 and encodes 318 amino acids. The transcript is spliced from 3 exons.
AACGCUUUGACUCGGAAUUUAUAUAGGCUGAUCCACCGUUUUCUCCCGCGCAUCCUCUGCCAUAGAGGCGCAGCGCCGACGCGAGAGUCCUAGCGCCUCGCUAGUGGAAAAUUGUUGCCUGACGCAAGAUUACCGAUUCGCCUGCUACGCACUCGAGGCUACGUUGUCUUCGUGCAGUGGCUUCUGCUUUCUCUGCGUAUAUUUACUUCUAUUGAAUGCACAUCGCGUGUCUUCGCCUGGUGACGGCCCAACCACCCCACUCGUGUAUUUAAUCCAAUUAUACACUCUUGAUGAGUAGUUGUCUGAAAGAUAAGCUCGCCUCCAAUGCUGAGCUUGAAGCUCCCCCAGAGCCAUCAAAACCAAAAUGCACCGAUGUGUUCCAAAUUACUCGCGCUGAGCCCUGGGCUAUUAACACAGGCAGCUGGUACCUAUUCUCGUCCGAGCCUAAGCUGUGCUUCCAAAUAAGACAAGGCUCCUUCUGGAGAGAAGGUUUUACGUUCCCGAGAUAUAACAUCUGGAGUCCCCCAUACUUCGGAAUUUCGCUACCAGAGCCAAACUCUACUCAAGACAUAAGGACCAUUCUGGGUCCUGGGGAAAUGGUUCUGUCAGACCGAAGUUCAUCGAACAUAAAGAAGUCCUAUAAGCUGAACUGCAACGACCUUAUCGUAACUAGCUACGAAGACGAUGCAGCAUCCCUAAAGGCCAGAGACACCGGGUCAAUUCCGUUCGAGAGAGAGAACGUCGUCGGUGGUAUUGAUGUUGACUACCCUAUUUUCCUGCAAUGUAGGUGUUGCCUCCGAUACCGAGGGUGGGUAACCCUGGCCAAGGGCGAACGGUGGCGAUUUGACGAAAUCAUCCGGUCAAAUCGCCAGUUAUAUUACCAGUUCCAGCGUGUGGCCAAUCGCGUUGCGCAUGAAGUGGUAUUCCCAAAGGUGUAUCCUAAGACGCUCCAAUGGGAAUGUUAUAGCGAUUGGAAGUCGGGAUAUGGAGAGGCACCGGCGGAUGUGCCGUUCAUUUUGGACCAGGACACGCGCCUCUGCCGCGUCAACCCGGACUGGCACGGACAACGGCACUGGGAUGCUUCUAAGCUUGUAGCUCCCGUGAUUGCUAUUAUGAAUCGAGAAUGCCUCGUCUUUAUGAAUGGUUUGAAGGAGGCUAAUGAGAUUGAGACCGCUGAUCUUCGAGAGCUGGUUCUAAUGACAGGUCUCACGAUUGCGAAGUUUGAACGCCCUGAAUUGGACAAAUGA